Messenger RNA from Acomys russatus (golden spiny mouse), 322 nucleotides. RefSeq names its product mitochondrial sheath formation associated (gene Misfa). NCBI's taxonomy places the organism in Eukaryota, Metazoa, Chordata, Mammalia, Rodentia, Muridae. The coding region runs from base 156 to 317 and encodes 53 amino acids. The record is from RefSeq and is a predicted model, not a curated record. The transcript has 2 exons.
UCCAGCUUCUUCACUGGAGAGUCUCGGAUCCUUUGGAACUAACAUGCGACACGUCUGUCAACGGAAGGUUUCAUGAGUUCGCUCCUUUGCCAAGAUCUUGGCGAACAGUCUCUCGCCGUGUGAUUGUAGCUCAGAAAAUUAUUUUUCUUUUGGUGAUGAUCGUGCUGGGCUGGAUCCUUUUUGUUGGGCUUGCGUCCUACAUGGGAACAUUUCCAGAGGCCAUGCCUCCAAUGCUAAAGUGGAAAGAGAGGUUGCCUGUUCGGGAGAGCAAGGCACGACGAAGGACCCAAGCUUUGGAGGAGGAGCUGCUGCUGUGAGAGUG